AUGGCUUCGCCAAAGAGAAAGCAGGACUCUGUUGAGCCCACUGUUGAGACCUUCAAUGGAGAAAGCCACGAAUCGAUCAAAGCACCUACAAGCUCAACCUCGGUCGACCUGGACGACACUGAACCAGACCGCAAACAAGCGAGAGCCACAAAGAAAUUCAGGACUAAUGUUAUUGCCCCAUUGGAAGUGUCGCAGCAGAAUCGUGAUAAUUUUGGCACUGCGACACUUCAGCGCCCGCAGCGGAGCAAAAGGCCUCCAGAGAGAUACCAAGACAACACUGUGCUUCUAAAGGCCAACCCAAGGAGGGGACAGAAGCGUCCCUCCUCUGCGAAGCGCAAGCUGAGCCAAAAUUCAACUUCACAAAAGCCAUCAACACGUAGCACGCUGCCAAAGAGUCGGAACAAGUAUGGCUUUCUACUCAAUGGCAAAACCAGCACUACAGCGGACGAUGUCCUCGAUGACAAAAAAUAUUCGUGUAUUGUCUCCCAUAAUGUUGGCUCUGAUCACUUGGAUCGGUUGGCAGCUCCACAAGAACAAGAUGUCCCACUCCCUUCGACACUGACUCCUGCACCUGCUGAGGGGGGCGCCCCACCCGAUCACGAUGAGAGUAAUCCUGCAGCACCGGAUCAGAAACCAAUGGCGAAAUGGGCUCCACACACUCCUAGAGAUAGUCCUAAAGCUACGGCAGAUGAUGAACGCGAUAUUAUCCGUACACCUCAAUGGGUGAUAUCACAGGCGCAUGAGCAGCCCGCCGCACCUCUUACUCCAACAUCUGGCCCGCGUUGCAAUGUCUCGAAACUUCUUCUGCCAGAGCUUUCCAAGGGUGACUUGCUGCGAUCACCUCCCUCAAUCGUAGACUCGGAAGCAACGACCGUGUACGAAGACGUUCCAGAGCCCUCGAUUGAAACAUCAGAACUUGAUCAACUUCGCGCUCUUGCCGAGCGACUUACACGCCGCGAAGUAGGCAAGUCCAAACCAUGUCCUGCCGGUGUACCCGAAGUAUGGGCAGAUGGUCGUCAAGAGCUCUGCGAGACCCUGCAUUACUAUCGUGCGUACCAGAGCGCGUGUUACUCCACUGGCGGUUUUGUACGAGGCUUCAUGUUUGAUAAGGUCGCCCACCCUCGCGACUACAUCGAUAGCAAUGUCGUCAUCUCAAGAGCAGGCGGUGGCCAGAUGAAAGACAAGGAUACGGGCGAACUGAGAAUGGGGAGAGAUCAAGUUGAGGAUUCUGUUGCACAAAAUCUUCGCAACUGCAAGAACCACUACAACCCAGUGGUCAUCAUAGCUGGUGUCGACAAUCCACACUUCCCUUCGCAGUCACCGCAUCAGUAUUGCGUAAUGGACUACUUUAAGCCAACGCACAUUUGGUUCGAAAAGGAUGGCAAGAGCAAGAUUGUGCGCUAUCGAUUCGAGAAGCUCAACGCAAAGAAGCAGUCAUGGUGGCGACCGGAAGACUCUGACGAGCUUGUGGAGCUCGACUCAUUAUCACCGCCCAACAAGCAGACUUGUCAUUCUUGCGGAAGGCCGUCUACUCAGAUAUAUCUCAACGGCUGGAUGUGUCUUCAACCUUCUUGCAGGAAUUUCUGGAAGAUCCGCAACCGCAAACAAUACAAUGAGCCAGAGCAGGAGUCGCUCAUUUACGAUCCGCGAUUCUUGAAGCAGAAGACCCUAUGGCCUAACGACGACCACGAAUACUCACUCACGUCGAACAAGGUAGAGCUCUCGGGUCAUGCUAUCCCUGGAGAAGACACCUCGCAAGCCUUCUGGCUCGGGAGCGUUUGUCCAGAUUGUGGACGCUGUAACUCACGCCUCAGCUGGAUGGGCUGGCAAUGUGGCAAUCCAGCUUGCAGCUUUCGAAAAGCACCACCACACACACUCAUCCCCGCACUUUCACUGCGUGAACCCCUCUGGCCUGUGACAAGCAGCUAUACUCUGUCCCGAGAUAUCCAAUCACCCCUGAUCAGCGUCCGCGUAACUUUUACCCAUGGGUACCGCAUCAAUCGCUACAGUAUCCCCGGCAUCAAUGGCUUCAUUACGCAUAUGAUUGCCAACAAGACUGUUCUUGAGGAAGCAGGUGGUCCGGAUUCCAUGUUCGAAGAGCUGCAGCAAACAGAUAUUGGAUUGCGUCGCCACCCCAUGCCAAACGGGCAACUUAAAGGCGCCAAUCACUGCCGCCACUUCACAGUCAACUACGGCAUGCCGUACAAAUUCAUCGCAGCCACCUCCUCACACUCUUUCGACAACGCCGCCCGCCCCAUCACCGCAACCCGGAGCCGCCUCAACUGGGCAGCCCAGCUUCUCCACUCCCAAGAACCAGAGACGACAGCAGAACCCGAGCCCAGCAGCCCAGGAGCAAAAGACACGAUUCCAGACGGUGAAUUCAACGAAGUCCUCGCCCUAGGCUACUUUGAAUCGCAAAAAAUCAACUUCCACGACGACGGCGAAUUCGGUCUCGGACCCACCAUUGCUACCCUCUCCCUCGGCGCCCCAGGCACAAUGCGCAUCCGCAUGAAAUCCCGCCACUACAACGGCGUCUCUGCCUCUGGCAUCUACGACGAUGCGCCCCCGCUCCCCGGUUGUCGACAGUACGAGGACCGAGCGGCGCUGCAGCCCGGUCUCGAGGCGCUCCGGCGCGCAGACCCAAAGGCGUAUACCGCGCGGCGCAAGCAGAUUCCCAGGGAGUUGGGGCUCACGGGCAAGGGGAACGCAAAGGAGGUGUUGAGUAUGCAGCUUGCGCAUGGGGAUGUCGUGGUUAUGCAUGGCAGGGAUGUUCAGCGGUACUAUGAACAUGCUGUGGAGCAUGCGGGCAAGUUGAGGUUUGCACUGACGUGUCGGUAUGUGGAUCCUGAGUCUUUGCAGGGCGCGGAUAGGCCGGGGUAUGAGGUUGGGCCGGAUGGGGGUGGGUAUGAUGGGUCGGGGUUGGUGUGA
Messenger RNA from Plenodomus lingam JN3, 2928 nucleotides. RefSeq lists its product as uncharacterized. Gene Ontology annotation, biological process: DNA alkylation repair; DNA repair. The record is from RefSeq and is a predicted model, not a curated record. Lineage: Eukaryota; Fungi; Ascomycota; Dothideomycetes; Pleosporales; Leptosphaeriaceae. Gene Ontology annotation, molecular function: ferrous iron binding; cytosine C-5 DNA demethylase activity.